CGAUGUCCUCGAGGCCCAACGGGAGUCCACCUCCCUACGAGUCAGACGGAUACAACGUCCCUCCUCCUCAGCCGGCGUACUCUUACUACCCCGACGAUGAGUUCCAGCAUUUCUACCGCUGGACGUCUCCGCCUGGAAUCCUCAAAAUCAUGUCCGUCAUCACGUUGGUGCUGUGCUUGGCCAUAUUCGCCUGCGUAGCCUCCACCUUGGCGUGGGACUCUCAGGGGGCGUUGGGCGGCUUCGGCGGCGGCGGAUACGGCGGGGGCGGAUACGGCGGCGGAGGCUACGGUGGCUACGGCAGCUUCGGCGGCGGCGGCUACGGAGCGGGAAACAACUACGGCUACGGCAGCCUCGGAGGGAACUACAACGACCCCAGAGCCGGGAAAGGCUUCAUCAUCGCCAUGGCAACCUUCACUUUCAUCUUCGCCCUGGUCGUCUUCAUCAUCAUCGUGUCUCACCAGAGCCUGACGGAGAGCCGGAGGUUCUACCUGGCCGUGCUGAUCGUGUCGGCCAUCUUGGCUCUGCUGAUGCUCAUCGCGUCCAUCGUGUACUUGGUGGCGGUGAACCCGAUGGCGCAGUCGUCCGGUUCGGCCUACGGGAGUCAGAUCGCCGGACUUUGUGCUCAGUACCAACGACCGCAACCGUCGGGAGUGUUUGUGAAUCAGUAUCUCUACCACUACUGCGUCGUCGAGCCUCAAGAGGCCAUCGCCAUCGUGUGCGGUUUCCUGGUGACGGCGGCGCUCAUCAUCAUGCUCGUCUUCGCUCUGAAGACUCGCCAAAAGAUCCAAAACUACGGCAAGAGCAACAUUUUGUGGAAGAAGGUGAAGAUCAUCGACGACAUGGAGCCUCCUCAGGACGUAGAGGCGUGGGUGAACAAUGUGUCCGUCCCGGCCGAGGAAGUCCCGAUGGCAGCAUACCCCGAGAAGCUGAGAGGCUCCAGGAGUCACCUAGACGACGAGAGCAACUACGACAAACCUCCGUACAGCUACACACCGCAGCCUGCAUCAGAGGAGGAAAGGCCUCUGCAGAACGGAGGUCCGUACAGCAGUCACUCGGAGGCUCCGAGCUCCGCAGGAAGACCCAAAAAGAGGCGUGCGGGUCGACCUCGCCGCGUCGACGGAGAAGGUUACGACACGGACUACAACUCCUCUGGAGACGAGCUGGACGAUGACGACUUCUUCAGUGAAUUUCCUCCGAUCACCAACGAGCAGGACCGUAACAGCUACAAGCGCGAGUUCGACCGCGACCACCUGGAGUACAAAGACAUGCAGGCGGAGCUGGACGCCAUCAACAGGAAGUUGGCAGAGGUCGACAGAGAGCUGGAUGACCUGCAGGAAGGAAGUCCUCAGUACCUGGAUGCGAUGGACGAGUACAGCAGGAUAAAAGCCAUGAAACGGUCUGCAGACUACCAGAUGAAGAAGCGUCGCUGUAAAUAUCUGAAGGGGAAACUGAACCACAUCAAGAAGAUGGUCGGCGACUACGACCGAGCCUGA
This is a messenger RNA of Scomber japonicus (chub mackerel), 1493 nucleotides long. Its product is annotated as occludin-like. Lineage: Eukaryota; Metazoa; Chordata; Actinopteri; Scombriformes; Scombridae. The record is from RefSeq and is a predicted model, not a curated record. Gene Ontology annotation, cellular component: bicellular tight junction; apical plasma membrane; cytoplasmic vesicle. Gene Ontology annotation, biological process: bicellular tight junction assembly.